Homo sapiens (human) is the source of this 1205-nucleotide messenger RNA. RefSeq lists its product as uncharacterized. The coding region runs from base 525 to 1205 and encodes 226 amino acids. NCBI's taxonomy places the organism in Eukaryota, Metazoa, Chordata, Mammalia, Primates, Hominidae. The transcript has 6 exons. The record is from RefSeq and is a predicted model, not a curated record.
UUUGGCGGGCAGCAGAGGUCAAACCCCAGAGCAGAGGAGAUGAGAGGCCCGGCCAGUUCCGAGGCCUUCCCAGAGGAAACCUCGCCCACAGAUCUGCAGGAAGUUGAACUAAUGAGUUGAGAAAGCUUCGGAGAUGGACAACGCUCAGCCCUGUCCUCAAAAAUUUAUGGUCAAGUGAGGACAGAGGAACAUGUACAACCGUCUUCUACAUACUACUCAUUCAACACUCACGACAACCCUGUGAGACAGGCACUGCUUAGGGAUCGGCGAUUCCAAAGUGAACAAACAGAUCCCCAGAAGCUGCCCCCGUGGAGCUGACAUCCUAGUGUGGAGACAUAGACGAUAAACGAAGAAAGCAAAGUUAGUAAAAUACAGAAUAUGUCAGGUGGAGAUGAGUACGAAGAAGCAUAAAACCAAGAGGGGCACCGUGAGUCCCAGUGGUAUGCAAAUGGUGGUUUUCAAUCCUGGGGUCAGAGAGGACCACAGCAAGAAACUGACACGUGAACAAAAGUCUGGAGGAGGUGAUGGAUGAGAAAACAGAGGCAGAGAGAUGGGGCAGGACCUGUUCCAGGUCGUCCUGCCCCACAUCGAUCUCAAGAGGCAGAGACUUUCACAUGCCCAUUUCACAGAUGAGAGAACUGAGGACCAUGAGCAAGAGGCUUUCCAGCAUCUCGCAGAGGCUGAACUGGGAUCAGGCAGGAAACACACGCUAUGAGGAACUACCCACAUGCCCACAUCAGGCAGGAGGACCCCGGCGGGUGCAAGGGUGGAAGUCGUCUCUUCAUGGCUGCACCCUUGGCCAGUGCCAGUCCAGCAGCCUCUUUCAAAGAAGCUUUUAUAGGCAGAUAGUUUGUCAGCCCAGCUCGAAAUGUGAACAAGGUAGCAGCCGAGCCCCCACCCAUCCGGCUGCACUCCCCUGCAUGUCCAGCCCCGAGCCCUGUGUCAAGCACACCUCCUUGGGAGGAGACCGCCCCAGCCUGCAAGGAAGUGCUCAUUAUGGAGAGUGGAGAGUGACAGGCCACUCCCGGCCACGUCUCCAAGCAAGCCGGUGCCCCCUCCUCCUGCUGCCACCGCCCACUGAGCUGCCUGGGCUGCAGACGCCCUGGUUGGAGCGUCUGGGGCCAGAUGUUAUAGGGCAAGCUAAAAAUAACCGGGCAGGCCAGCCACCAUCGAGGAAGGGGCAUGUGCUGGACGCGGACACAUGA